Messenger RNA from Spizellomyces punctatus DAOM BR117, 1800 nucleotides. RefSeq lists its product as uncharacterized. The transcript is spliced from 3 exons. Bases 495 to 1724 code for a protein of 409 amino acids. The record is from RefSeq and is a predicted model, not a curated record. Lineage: Eukaryota; Fungi; Chytridiomycota; Chytridiomycetes; Spizellomycetales; Spizellomycetaceae.
GAACAUGGCAAGGUGACGAGAAGCUAGUGCCAAGCUGUCUUCAUGUGUGUCCGGGACAAAUGCUCUAUGGAGCAUUUACACUUUCCAGUCAGGAUAUGCGUUAUAAUUUUAAAGCAGCUCGUGGAUGGGUUUUGGAAGCGCAAGCUCGAGCCUUUCAUGUGCUUGCUAAAUGGGGCACUCGGUCUCAACGCAAGCAAAAGGCUGAACGCAAGCAGGAUGGAGAUACUCGCUAGUCUCCUUUAUUCAAACUCGAGUCAUUGGGUGGAAUCGCUGUCCUUUGUGCUUAAAGUUGUUUGGAACGCGAAAGUUCAUUACAAAAGCAUGGCACGUGACAUUGCUUUGGACCAGCGUCUUCGCUUCCUUUGGUAGCUUUUCACACACUGCCCAUUAGACUUUUUGAAAUCCCGACCACCAUUCUCUUCUUGCACUCCUACUCUCACCACCACUGCUCACACAAAAGACAAGUGUCGACAUCCAGACUUUAAGUGGAAUAAAUGACCAAAAAUCGAAGUACGACACCCGUAUUGGACCGACGACAAAAGACACCUGCACAGCCCGAGGAAUCGCUUCAGAGACGCAGAAGACGAUCCAACAGAGUCAUGGAAGGUGACUUAGAUGCACCUGAGACGCCUGUUUUAAGACGUUCGCGACGGCAAACCCCACAUCCGGCCAGGGGAGCAGACAAUGCUCACAAUGACACUCAAAGCGAGGCGAUAGCAACAAACGUACCCCAAGCUCAGCCCAGAAAGCGUGUUCGCGGAGCGUCUCACGACACUACUUCAAUGUUGGAUGACGAAUUUCCAAAGGUUGACAGUUUGCGGGAGGAAGUUACCCCGGGCAGUCUAAAGAGACAACGGACCGAUGCAUGGGGGGAAGAUAUUGGAGGAGAAGGGAGCGGUGUAGAAUCCGAAGGCUAUCACAUUACUCUCGCAGAUGAUGAGUCCCUUAGCGAUAGGGAUUCAGGUGUUCUUGAGGUUGACGCCCGUGCUCCGAGUGAUGUAUCAACUUCUCCAUCCGCCAUUAUAGACCUCACUUCCGAUACCACUACACUCCCAAACUCAACCCACACAGACACAACCCGCAUGGCACACAUUAUCGACCUAAGUACACCGGUUGUCAGCCAGAUUAGAAACCCUGUACAGAGAUCACCCUCUUCUGAAGCUGUAUUCGACCUGACUCAGGAGGAAGACGAUGAUUUGCAAGUCCUACAUCAUAUCCCUGGAGUGCGACUUCCAUCUGUACCUCGGGCUUUCACUAGCGGAAUGUUAGAACUUGGUGCAGAUACACUAAGCAGCCCUGAAGCUGGAGGAUCCGUGCGGGCUUGGAUAGAAAGCGCUUUCAGUCGGAUGUUGGGAACAGGAUCGAGAUCCGUACCAAAUGACAAUUUGCAUGAAGUUGGGGGACAGAGUCCACUGCAACCGCAGAGCAUCCGUUCCAUUCGUCCUCGUCUCCCGUCGUUCAAUGAGCUACAAGACAACCUCCGCACCACGGUAGCCCGCCCUCAGCCUCCACCGCCUCCCCCAGAGCCCGAAAACCCGGCUGCAUUGAAAUGCGCCAUUUGCCUGGGGACUUUCAGCGUGAAUACAAACCUGAGUGCAACCAUUUGCGGUCAUAUAUACUGCGAGGACUGCAUAAAAGACGUGCUCAAGGUCAAAAAAGAGUGUCCAAUGUGCAGGCGGCCACUGAAAGGGAAGAACAGUAUUCAUCGGUUAUAUAUAUCAUAGGGGAUUUUGGGGCUUGGGUUCAUUGGAUGGUGGAAAAAGGAUUAAUUAACAGAGAUUGCACGAUGCGAAAGAGAAA